Messenger RNA from Lecanosticta acicola, 1065 nucleotides. The record is from the annotation of a GenBank genome assembly. Lineage: Eukaryota; Fungi; Ascomycota; Dothideomycetes; Mycosphaerellales; Mycosphaerellaceae.
AUGGCAAAUGAACUAAACGCUCAUGCGAAGCCACCUGCCAAGAUCCGGGAGGUCUACAAGAGAUUUCAGAAAGCGAAGCCAUUCGAACUGGGGAGCCAUCCCAGUGUCCUGCAAUUUGAUGCCAACACAAACACUCGGAAAGGAAUCGAUCAGCGAAGGCAAUGCGCACGACUGCCUACAGAGCUGCGUCAAGUCUUCUGCGAUUUUCUGAAGACCGAGGAUGGUCAUGAGCCCUCUUUAAGUGUAGAAGAGAAAGAAAUCUACGAGGUGGCUGAAAUCCCCGGUAAGAGCGACAUAAACAACAGAUCUGGCGCACGAGGCAUGUAUUGAGGUAGGUAGGUAGGUCUUUUGAUAUACCCAUCCUUCUUCCCUCGAGAGAUCCAACUUUCCCUCCUUGAGAAGCUCCUCCAUCGAGAUCUCUCCAAUCCACAGCAUCAGACCAACAUCCACCUCCACUACAACGUCCUCUACCCACCCGAGAACAAAUCAUUCUUUGCUGCUGCAGCCCGAGAUCUCCUAUUCCAGCCGAAAGACCCCUCCAUCCACAAGCCCUUAACAACCCCCCAACUUCUCAGUAAGAAGCUGCGUUGGGCAACCCUGGGAGGCCAAUACGACUGGACACACAAAGUCUACCCGACGACCGCACGUCCCGCCUUCCCCUCGGACGUCAAGAAUCUCAUCGAGGGAAGUUUUCCCAUGCGUGCCGAGGCUGCCAUCGUGAACCUGUAUUCUCCAGGCGAUACGCUGAGCCUGCAUCGGGACGUGAGCGAGGAAUGUGAUCGGCCGCUGGUGUCGGUAUCACUGGGCUGCGACGCGAUUUUCAUCUGCGGUCUGGAUGACGAAAGAGUCGUCGCGCUGAGAUUGAGGAGUGGAGAUGCGGUGCUCAUGAGUGGCGAGAGCCGGUAUGCAUGGCACGGAGUGCCGAGAGUGCUGGAAGGGAGCUGUCCUGAGUGGAUGGUUGAGUGGCCUGGCGAUCAACACGAGGACUGGAAGGGAUGGAUGAGAGGGAAGAGGAUUAAUCUCAAUGUGAGACAAAUGUUUGCCAAGACAGCGACGGAGGGGUAA